CCAUGUGAUUCUCGCGCUUCGCUUCGGACGAUGAUAUCAAUAAGGCACAUGUGUAAACGUUGGUUCUUCUUCCUCUCUUUGGCCACUGCCACAGCAAUUGCAGGGGGGAGCCGGGCAGUGUUCCCGAGGAUGGACUAUGACGAGUGGACACCACUGGGCCGAGGAGACCCGCUCAAGAACGACCCGACCUACGACUACGUACCUCCUGUGUUGGAUAGAGUCAACUACUGGCUGGAACCUGAGGCUAGGACUCCGGAUCCUCAGAUACUACUGCUGGGGGCCUCUAGUGGCAAACCUGAGAUGGGCAAGAUGAAGAAACAGCCCCAAGCGGAUUCUCGGAGGGAUAUUUUCAACCCACUGAUGCAGCUGAUUGAGAGGAAGCACACGGGUAGAUUACGUCCUCAGUACAUACCUCUACAGGGGGGUUACAUGUACAAGACGUCCCCCAUGCGACUUCCCUAUACUGUGCUGGUGCCACCGCCCCCGGUACAACGACCCACGGUACCGGUAUCCUCCACGACCCCCCCAGAUAGUGGCACCACGGCCCCACCACCAGAGACUGAGGGAACCACUUACGCCACCUCCGAAGCGACUGCUUCCACCACCAACAUCCACAAGGUGUUGUCUCCCCUGAUAGACAUUCAGCCCAGUGGUCAGCAGUCAUUAUCUUCCUCUCUACUGCAGAUUAUACUACAGAAUGAGAUGGCUUCCACCCCACCAACCUCCACUACUACAACCACAACUCCACACCCUGCACUCACAACAGAUCCACUCUUCUCCCACUACAAACAGCCUGCUGAGCCUCUCAGAGGCCCCAUGUACCUCAUCAUCCAAGGACACUCCAAGGUGAAGACUUACGGAGCGUCAGGCAUUGAUGUCCAGGAGGAUAAUGAGGUGGGGGAUCGGCGUAGAAGGAGCAGACAAAUUGACCUAGAAGACUUCCUACCUGUGGAGGAAACAUUGGAAGCAUUGGCCAAGGAUUACUUGGACGAUGACACAGUAGAGGGCUCUGGGCUCAAGACUAUCCUGGCCGCAGCCAUAGGCAGCUGAGACUACAAAUAUCUUAGAUACGUUUUUUAAAUUCAUUGAGAUAAUAGUAAGAUCUUAUACUAUGGAUAGAACAAGAUAUUCUAUUCACAUCUUAAACUUGUAGCCAUUUCCAGAAUAAAA
Molecule: messenger RNA, 1170 nt
Organism: Macrosteles quadrilineatus (aster leafhopper)
Lineage: Eukaryota; Metazoa; Arthropoda; Insecta; Hemiptera; Cicadellidae
Exons: 5
Coding region: 31-1050 (339 amino acids)
Source: RefSeq, a predicted model, not a curated record